GAAGUUGCACUGAUUCCCACCAAAGCUUCCCGUGCCCCAACCCCAACUUCUCUUCUGCGUUUGGGGGAUUUUCACUCGCACCCCCAGGACGUCCUUUACGAAAUACAGCUCCCAGCUAAAGCGAGGCCCGAGUACCGCCUUGGCCCAGGAUGGCAAGAGAAUCGAGGCAACGCGCAGCCCUGGACGCCCAGUCUGCAGAGGACCAGACGGGACUCCUGACCGUGAAGGUGGAGAAGGAGGAAGCCUCCGCAUUUGCAGAGGAGGCCCGUUUGCCGGGCAGCCCGGCACCGGGCCGCGAGCGCUCCCGCCAGCGCUUCCGGGGCUUCCGCUACCCAGAGGCUGCAGGGCCCCGCGAGGUGCUGGGCCGGCUCCGGGAGCUCUGCUGGCAGUGGCUGCGGCCGGAGAAGCACAGCAAGGAGCAGAUCCUGGAGCUGCUGGUGCUGGAGCAGUUCCUGACCAUCCUUCCGGGGGCGCUGCAGAGCUGGGUGCGGGAGCAGUAUCCGGAGAGCGGGGAGGAGGUGGUGGUUCUGUUGGAAUAUUUGGAGAGGCAGCUGGAUGAGCCGAGGCCGCAGGUCACAGCUCGUGACCCUGGGCAAGAACUGCUCUGUUGCAAGACAGCACUGUUGACAAGAGCCCGGGGGUCACAAAGGAGCCAAUUCCUGCCGAUGAAGGCUCUGCUCAAGCAUGAACCUCUGGAAUCCCAGCCCGUACAAGACAGAGUUCUCCAGGUUCCUGGUGUUGCCCAGGGAGGAAGCUACAGAGAAGACACAGUGGUAGCUGCCAGGCUCAUCCCAGAGUCCCAGGGGUUGCUGAAAGUAGAAGAUGUGGCCCUGACCUUCUCCCCUCGGUGGGCACAGCUGGACUCACCUCAGGUGAACCUCUACAGAGAUGAGAGGCAGGAGAACUGUGGCAGCCUCAUCAACCUGGGUGGUGAAAUACAGACUAAGUUCAGGGACUUGCCUCUUAAAGAUGAACAUCUAAUACGAGAGUCGGGGGAGCUCCCAUGCCACCUGGGUGAAGACAUUGCCAAGAUUCCUCCACGUGCAGAAGCUAUUGAACAGGAGGGCAGGGUACACAGAAAGCAGAAAAAUGCCACAGGAAGUAGGCGGCACUACUGCCAUGAAUGUGGAAAGAGCUUUGCUCAGAGUUCAGGCCUGACUAAGCACAGGAGAAUCCACACUGGGGAAAAGCCCUACGAAUGUGAAGACUGUGGCAAGACCUUCAUUGGGAGCUCUGCCCUUGUCAUUCAUCAGAGAGUCCACACUGGUGAGAAGCCAUAUGAGUGUGAAGAAUGCGGCAAGGUCUUCAGUCACAGUUCGAACCUUAUUAAACACCAGAGAACCCACACUGGGGAGAAACCCUAUGAAUGUGACGACUGUGGGAAAACGUUCAGCCAGAGCUGCAGCCUCCUUGAACAUCACAAAAUCCAUACUGGGGAGAAGCCCUACCGGUGCAACAUGUGUGGCAAAGCCUUUAGGCGGAAUUCACAUCUCCUGAGACAUCAGAGGAUCCAUGGUGGGGAUAAAAACAUGCAGGAUUCUGAACAUGGAGACACCUGGGAAAGUCAGGGUAGAAUGGAAAACCAGUGGGAAAAUGCCAAGGCUCCCAUAUCUUAUAAAUGUAAUGAGUGUGACAGAAGUUUCACUCGGAAUAGAAGCCUCAUUGAACAUCAAAAAAUUCACACCGGCGAGAAACCCUAUCAGUGCAAUGCAUGUGGAAAAGGCUUCACCCGAACAUCAUACCUUGUUCAACAUCAGAGAAGCCACGUUGGGAAAAGAAUUCUGUCAUAGUGAGCCAUGUAGUACAUGCCAAAGGUGGUGCUCAUUCCUCACUGGACUGAAGCUACCCUGGAGCUCUUCCUAACUAUAAAAACUGUUGAGGGGCCUUUAUUUACCACUAAAUACCAUUAGGUUUUACAAAAUACAGAGUCUGGCUGAGACUAAUUAUCUUCCAGAUUCUAUAAGUUGACCUGAAAAACAACUUGUUUGAUAGAACUCAGUGGGAGAGUUAUGAGGAAGAGGUUGGACCUAAAAUGGUUUAUUCUUACUCAUUGAACUCAAAAGGGCUUCCAGUCUGGCUACUCACCCUUAGCCAGCACUUGUCACAUUUCCUGGGUAGACAGCUGUGAUUAUGGGGGCUGCACCCCUGAACAUUCAUUUUGCCUAUAAUGAAUCUUUGAGUUGGUCAGAUUCCUGAGUUCUUACACCCCCACUGUGCCUUGUUCAUAGGUGCUAAUAAAUAUUUAUUAAGUGUACCAGUGAGAUUUCCUUUAUAGCUCUGAAAAUCUGAUGCUUGUCUAGAUUUCUGAGAAAUUUCUAAUCAAAGCCAUUUGUGUUUACUGGGCCAGUUUACUGUACUUGUUGCCAUGUACAAAAUAUUGGCAGUUGGAGUGAGGAGUCCAUCUCUCUUCAUCACUACAGUACUUACAGUAAAAAUGCCUUAAAUAGUUUCUUUAUCAUGAGGACAUUGUGAGACAGCUCUAUCCGUGGAACUCUAUUCUUCAGUCAACAUUAAUUAUGUUAAUUUAUAUUAAUAUUGCUACUCUUCUGGAAGAAAGUUUUCACAUUCAGGCAAAGUGAAAAUCAGUUUAUCAGUCAGAUUAAAAUGAUUAAGAAUUUUGAUAAAUUUCUGUAAUGCUUGUUGGAGCUGUAAUGCUCAACAGCUUUUUUGUCACCAUUUAGUUACCCUGGGUUUAACCAAGUGCCCAGACGUCAUCCUUGUCCCUUUCCCCCCACCUUAUAGCUGACUGUGGAUCAAAGCUUGUGCCAGCUAAGCUCAAACUUCUCUAGGUCAAAAGGAUUCACACCAAAUACUAAUAACAAGUAUCAUUCAUGGUUUCAAAACUUCCCUGUGAGUUGGGGAUAGAAAGAUAGGCUUAGAGGCAGCAGAUGAAGAUAGAGAGUGAGUGGUAGGAGAAAAUCUAUCUGUUCAGAGGCACAUUGGAGAUGCUGAGUAUCUGAUCAAAGGACUCCAUAAUAUCCAAAGUACCAACAUGUCAAGACUCAAUGCUGUGAGUCAGUCACGAAAUAUUUUCAUAUCUCCUGUUUUCACCCAACUCACCUUUUACUGCAUCCUUCAAAGACUUGUAUCUACCUCCUAGGUACCUGAGUGCAUAUCACCAGCUCCCAGCAUUGCCAGGCUGUGCCAUGAAUGGCUUCUAUUUCUGAUGAAACCUGAUGGUAUUUUGUUCAGUCAGUACUGUAGUGCUCUUACAUAUUCUCACUCUUUCUGGAUUCCUACUCUGCAUGCAGUACCACAGGCUGAUUAGGGAUACUUUCCAAACUGUAGGGCUCUCCCUUUAUUAAUUCCCUACAGUCUUUCAUUGCCUUCAUAAUCCUCUUAACUUCAAGCUAAUUUAAACAUUUUUUUGCUUUCCAAAAUUUGGUAUUUUCUCCACUCAAUCUUUUCUAGUCAUUUUUUCCCUCUAAAUUUACCUUUUGUUAUUUCCACAAGAGCUAGCCAUUUCUCUUUUCCUUCUUUAGUCUUUAUUUUCCUUAAAUAUUUGCUAAUAUCUCAGAUUGUAAAUUCUCAGACUCAUUACAAACUAGUUACUCUGUUUUUCUAACUGAAAAUAAGUAUUUGAAAGCCUUUUACAAACCAGGAAGCAUUAUACACGUGUGUAAGUUAUUGAGAUUAACAAAGGACCACUGAGUCUCCUGUCAUACUUUCUGCUCCUUCCAAACCAAAAACACCUCUGCGGGGGCGGGGGGCGGGGGAAUUUUGGAGGAAAAUCCUUUUGAGUGCCUACUGUAUUAGACAAUGGAAGGGGCAAAACAUCUGUAUGUAUAUAUAAGAGAGAGUGUGUGUGUGUGUUCAUACAUACUGGGGCUUGAGCUUUCAGUAUAAAAUCGGUAAGACUUAACACACGACUAAGGCAAUGCAAUAAUAAAUACCUGCAAGCGGUAAACUGAGGGGUGUAGAAGCUCAGGAGAAGGGAAAGGUCACUUCCUGCUGGAAGAGUGAUUAUGAUUACAUGGUGUUAUGGAUUGAAUUGUGUCCCCCAAAAUAGGUGUUGUAAAUAGUGACCCCUAUACUUAUGGAUGUAAUCCUGUUUGGGAAUAGGGUUUUCUUUAUGAUGUUAAUGAGACCAUAUCAGUGUAGGGUGUGUUUUAAGCCAAUCACCUUCAAGAUAUAAAAGGAGAUCAGGUACAGAGAAGCAAGCAGAGAUGGGGGAACAUAAAUGCCAUGCCACAUGAAGAUUGCCAAGGAACCAAGGAACAGAAGCUGAAAAAAGACAAGGACCUUCCCCUACAGCCAACAGAGAAAGAAAGCCUUCCCCUAGAGAUGCUACCCUGAAUUUGGACUUCCAGCCACCUAAACUGUGAGAAAAUAAAUUUCUGUUUGUAAAGGCCACCCAGUUAUGGUUAUUUCUGUUACAGCAGCACUAGAUAACUAAGACACCUGGACAGAGUGACAUGUUAAAGGGCUGAAAAGGCUAACAGAUAAUUUGUCAAAGUUAGUAAAUAACACAAAUUUGAAGAGGUAGGUAGAUUACAGGGGCCUCACUGCCAGAGCAAGGAGUAUAAACUUUAUUCAGUAAGCACUAGGGAGCCACUGACAUUUUUUGAUCAAAGUAUUACCUAGGAAAAUUUACCUAGCAGUAUUGCAUAAUUGUUGGCUUGCUGAUAGGCAUUUAGCCACCCUACUUUUGUAUAUAAAAAGGUGUGUUUAUAAAAGAGUUACAAAAUUAGAUUUAUUUCAAGUGUAUUUUAAAAAACUAUUUUCAGAUGAAAUUAGAUUCAGUAAGAUAAGCUUCUUAGUUAAGAUAUAAACAAACAGUGGAAUAAAAUGCUACUUUUCAUGCUUUCUUAAACAUUUUUAUGAAUUUUAGUAUCAGCCAUUCUACUUCAUUUCUGCAAUUGAAGCAAUGCAGAAAUCCUCUUUUUUUUUUUUCUCCUAGUUUAGUAAUUGGUUAUAGCAUAUUCUUUCUACUUGGGUAGAAUGAAUGGCCAUAAUGACCAAUAGCCCUCCUAGAUUUGUUUUUAGCCUUGGCAAAGAUUUGCGUAAUCCUGUAAAAGAGUCUUUCUCUCCUUUUGUUAGUGGAAAAAAGUAGGAAUGAUAGCUUACCUCAUGGAGUUGUAGGGAUCUGCUUAUACAAAUGCCCUAAAAAUGUUGAUAAUUGGUAGAGAAAUGGGGAUUAAACACUUUUUAGAAUAUAUUUUGGAAAUACAGUUGUUUAAUAAUAAAGAUUAUUUUUAAAAAAAUUGGUCUGCGACUCUGUGGCAGUCUUGAUCUUAUCUACUGACGUCCCAAACCAACUCCUCAAUUAUUCACGAGAAAUUCAACCACUAGGUAAUCAUCAGGCUAUCUAUUUUUCUCUAAACUCUUUUUAGUUCAUCUUUUGUUUUUCCUUAUGAUAGUCAAAAUUGGGUCUGCUGGAUUCAUAUGAGAAAAUUUUUUCAGUCAGUGUUGUAUAAGUGGUAUUUUCAGAAUGACUGGUUUUCUGCUAACUUUUCAUUAGCAUACAUUUCCCUUUAUUAUAGAAAUAUGCUUUUGUUUUUGCACCUACUCACAUUUCUUGGUUUCUGGUAUCAGGAAUCACUCCCUAUUUACGGUACCAAUCUAAGACUCUGGAAUUCAAAUAUAACAAAUUUCCUGGUCUCUUCUCACUAUUAAUGGUUUAACCAUUGUGAUAUAUUCUCACCCUCUGUAUGUGUUUUAUCAGAAAUUGGUUGUCAUCCAAAUACCCGGGCACACCUGUCCAAGUACCUGUUUUUAUUCCAGUUUUUAAGUGUUGAUGUAACUGUUUUCAGAGUUCUACAGGGAAAAAAAUCUGACCAAUCCUAAUUAUUUGUAUAAUAGUAAUAAAUCAUGUGGUUAUUCUUCUUGACUGAGUGAAUUCUUGAACAGAUCAAAAUGCAUUGCAUGGAGGCGCAGCCAACAUGGUGCCAUAGACAGAAGUGCCAUACCAUCCCUCUACAGCAAAGACUCAAAAAACUAAGUAAAACAUAUACAAACAUCAAUCCUGGAACCCUAAGGAUAAAAUGAAGGGAUAAAGAAGUAGAUCAAGCACCAAAUGGAAGAAGAAACUGACAGAAUAGAGAAUGAGGAGAGCUAUGGAGUGGAGGACCCCUGCCAGCUAAAGUGGCAUGGACUUGCCAUCUUGGAGCACAGCCACCAACAACCCCAGACAGGGAGUAUGGGAAGGCAACUUCACGGAGUUCCAAACAGGAGACAGAGCACCUGGUAACCAGAGAUACAUGCUUUCCCACCCCUCAUCCUUCUGCCCUGUACACUGCCUUCACUGCUUUUCAAUGGCCCAGGGUCAUUCAGCUGGAGAGACACGGGCUCAUUGCAUGGGUCUGCCAUGUCCCCAAAUGCCAGUUCCCUCAGCACCAGAUUUUUUUUAGUUUUGUUUUGUUUCUUCUCUUUCUGUUCCUUCCUUUCCUUUCUCCCACCCACCUAGCCCCAUGUGCUGCCCACCCCUUCUUGACAGGCCAUCCUGCACUGC
Molecule: messenger RNA, 6451 nt
Organism: Loxodonta africana (African savanna elephant)
Lineage: Eukaryota; Metazoa; Chordata; Mammalia; Proboscidea; Elephantidae
Product: zinc finger protein with KRAB and SCAN domains 4
Exons: 6
Coding region: 150-1790 (546 amino acids)
Biological process (GO): urogenital system development; embryo development; regulation of transcription by RNA polymerase II
Cellular component (GO): nucleus
Molecular function (GO): DNA-binding transcription factor activity, RNA polymerase II-specific; RNA polymerase II transcription regulatory region sequence-specific DNA binding
Source: RefSeq, a predicted model, not a curated record